Messenger RNA from Oryzias melastigma (Indian medaka), 5105 nucleotides. Its product is annotated as C-C chemokine receptor type 4. Gene Ontology annotation, cellular component: membrane. The record is from RefSeq and is a predicted model, not a curated record. The transcript has 2 exons. The coding region runs from base 326 to 1465 and encodes 379 amino acids. Gene Ontology annotation, molecular function: chemokine receptor activity. Lineage: Eukaryota; Metazoa; Chordata; Actinopteri; Beloniformes; Adrianichthyidae. Gene Ontology annotation, biological process: immune response; chemotaxis; G protein-coupled receptor signaling pathway.
AUGAAUUUCAAAACUGUUCCCAUCAUAUUUGUUAAUAAGACGACUGUAUAAUAAGCUAAAGGUCAGUCGUGACAGGCUAAGUGUCUGAUAAUUAAAAAUAAGGGGUAAAGUUUGGAUAUUAGACCAAACUGAUUGCUUAAUAUAAAAUACAAUAAUGAUGCUAAAAGAAAUACUCAAAAAUAAUGGAAAUCCAGGCUUUGCUUUCCAGGUUUCAUCCCACUAGGAGGCAGGAAAGGGUGUAGACAAAAGGAAGUCUGGAAAAAGGUUGUGCAAGAUCAGGACAGUGAGACCAUGGACAUUCCUUUACGAAAUUAAAAAGACAGCUAUGGCAGCUCCAGCUUUUACUGUUUUCACAUUGAACAAACAGGUUUCUCCAAGCUCUGGGAGUCCAACAACUAUCUUCCCUGAUGUCACCACUGACUAUGGAUACGACCCGGAUGGUUUAGAAGAGUAUGGGACCUGCGAUUAUCCAAAAUUUGGGGCUCAAUUCAUUCCGCCUGUGUAUUCCAUGUUCUUCCUCCUGGGGCUGCUGGGAAACUCUCUGGUCAUCUGGGUUGUUAUUUGUGGUGCACGACUCCGCAGCAUGACCGACAUGUGCUUGUUGAACCUGGCCAUUGCUGACCUUCUCCUGGUUUGCUCCCUACCUUUCUUGGCAUACCAAGCCAAGGACCAGUGGCUGUUUGGAGAUGCUAUGUGCAAGAUUGUCCUGGGUGUUUAUCAUAUUGUCUUUUACAGUGGGAUUUUUUUCAUCUGUUUGAUGAGCAUCGACCGCUACUUGGCUAUCGUGCAUGCUGUUUAUGCUAUGAGAGCACGGACAUUGUUCUUCGGAAGGAUUGCAGCUGCUGUUACGUGGACGGCUGGAUUUUUGGCCUCUUUCCCAGAACUGAUCUUCAUCAAACUUAAGAGACCUACAAAUGUAAACAUGUCUUUUUUCUGCUACCCAGCACUUACUGUGGAAGACGAGGAUUUAUCCAGCUCUCACUUCUGGACAACCUUUAGCAUUUUUAAAAUGAACAUAAUGGGUCUGUUUGUCCCCCUUUUCAUCAUGGUUUUCUGCUACUCACAGAUCAUCUGGAAGCUGCUGGACAGCCACUCAUCCAGAAAACAGGCCAUCCGCUUAGUUUACCUAGUGAUGGCUGUUUUUUUCUGCUGUUGGGUUCCCUACAACAUAGCAUCUUUCUUCAAAGGACUGGAGCUCCUUCAUAUCUACACGGAAUGUAAGAGCAGCCAAGCUAUCAGACUGGCUUUGCAAGUCACUGAAGUCAUCGCCUACUCUCACAGCUGUCUUAAUCCCAUUUUAUAUGUGUUUGCUGGGGAAAAGUUCAGGAAGCAGCUGUUGAGAUUGGUAUACAGAACUCCCUGUGUCCUGUGUCAGGCCAUCAAGGUCUACAUACCACAGAACAGAGUCUUUGGAUCAACGUACUCACAAAAUACUAGCGUGGACGAGAGGAGCACCGCUGUGUAAAGUGUGUUCUGUCAUACUAUCAAACAGAUAAAUCAAGUUUUUUUUACAGAUCACUUAUUAUGUUUUUCUAUAGUGCUAUGUACUAAAUACAUGUACUUUAUGUAAAGGUUUCAGAUUCUCUGAAUAAUUUUAGCAACCAUAUUUUGUGAAGUACAAAUCACAUUUUUUCCCAGUAAUAAAUCGCAACAACCACUAGAGGGCAUUCUACGCGUAUGUAUAAGUAUUUGCUACAAACUGAUACGUGGAAGAAGAAGCACCACUUAGCCUCACACCGGUCGGUCCCAAAGUGGCACGUGUAAUGAAAAAUUCAACAGAUUUAGUGAGUGAUAUGAAGACUUUAGUUGACUGUUAGCAUGUUAAAAUGCAAUGGUUUUCUGAACAAUUGUACAUAUGUUGUGCUGAAAUAAUAGAUUCCUUCCAUGUUUCAUGAGGCUAAUCGUGGGGCUGGUUUUUAAAAUUCAUUUUGUGGUACAAGCACCAAAUUUAGCAUGAAUGUACCUUAGCAUCCUGUCUUUCAGAAUCCAAGAUUUUAAAUUCUAUACAUAUUUAUAUAAUGGUAUCCUCUAGCUACUACAUCUAGAGUUCUCUAGCCAUCCCUCGAGUUUAACUCUUAUUUUGUGCUCUGGUCAAAAUUGACCCAUUUCGAAGGGUGAAAAUGGAUCAAUGGUUUGACCAGAACACAAUCUAAGGGUUAAAAACAGCAUUUUGUGCAUGAACGGCCCAUAUUGUUGAGGAAAUAGACAACAAAUAGCCUAUCUUUGCAACAAUGGUGUGUAUGGCUGCCAUCUUUACAAAUGGCUGCCAUUUUGGAUUUUUCUUGUUCCUAACACACAAUCUUGAAAGAGGGUAUCCUAAGGUACAUCCAUGGCAAAUUUGGUGCUUGUACUGCAAAAUGCACUAUUUGUCUGAAAUAUUAACAGGCUCUACUAAAAUAAACAUCAGUGUGUUACAGUGGUGAAGCAUUCAUAUAUUAAGUUAGUUAUUGUUGUCUGUUCCAAUAUUAUGAUUUGCCUUUCAAGAUGAAUUCUUGUUUCUAUAGUUUAUUAGAUACAUUUCCCCCCAAAUUUUUUCUUCUGUAUUAGGUUGUUUUUUUUUUGCUACUGCCACCUAUUCUUCGGAGCGAUUUAUAGUCUGAAAAAUAUGGUGCGUACUGUUCCAUAUUGCAUUCAACAAUUAUAGAAUCAUACUGUGUGAAAUUAAAGGCCACCUAAGUUGCUUAUCAGUUGAACGUAUCAAAACAGACAGAGAUUACAUCAGUGAUGAGUUAAGUUUGACUGUCUCCCCAUCCGUAAAUUUAUUCUGAAACUGUGCCACCAAAGCACCAAUCAAAUUUAAUCCAGAUCAGAUUUUUUCCAGAUUAGUGUUUGUCUACCCACAAACAUUUGUGGUCAUCCUAGCAUUUUGUAUCAGAUAUAUUUUUCUAUUAUAUUUAAAACAUAGCGUACCUAUUAUAAGUCACCAUAAAUAUGACCAUGCCUCUACCGAGUUUGCAUCAGAUGUUUGAAUGAUGAAAGAAGGCUACAGGGUUUACAUAGUUCUGGAAGCUUCAUUUGAGUUUUUGCACCCGGCCACAACAUCAAGACAACCACAUCUUGAAAGAGGAAGCACAUAACCAAGGUGUCAGUUAAACCUUAGCUGCCUGGAAACAUAGGUAGCAAACUAUCUCUGCAAGGUUUUUAGUCUUAACUGUGAAUACUUUUGAAGCAUCAUUUCAUUUUUUGUCCUGUAAACUGGUUGGAUGGAUAAAGUGUUUUAAAAUACUGGAUGUUAGACUUUGUGUUUUAUUGCUGUUGAAUUUUUUUUUUUAAAAACUGAAGAUUAAAAAAAAAAAAAAAAAAAAAAAGGCUUUGAUGCCCUGACAAGUUUACAGCUAGUAUUAAUGGUUUAAGGUGGUAUUUUAGCCUGUUGAUCACAACCCAAACCUAUCCGCCGCUGCUAGCAGGCAUUUCCUGUUAGCAGCUUUUUAGGGCAAAAUGUACUGUGGUUGUUUACACUCUGUUCAACUUUUGUUUUCAAUAGAAUCUACUAAGUGUACUGUAACCCAAAAUGUGAUACCAUUGUUUUGUUGGUUGAAAAUGACCCAAGCAAAAUGUAUUUUGUUUUUUAUAUGGAUGAAGAUUUUUUUUUGUCUGGGUUUUAUGUAUCUUAAUGUAAAAAUUGUAUAAAAAUUAGCUUUAAUUUGCAUCAAUAAAUGUACACUUUCCCCCCCCAAAAUGUGCUUACUUUUUAUGCAAAGAUCAUGAUUGCGUCUUCUAAAUGAGAUCGUCUUUUUCAGUUUGAGAAAUUAUUUGGAAAGGGGAAACAUUAUUGUAAUAAAAAAACAAAUGGUGCAAUUUUCGACAAAAGUUGGUGUUUUUUAUCUUGAGGGGAACAGACUGUCUAAAUGACGUGUCUCCAAGGAACACCAUCACUGCGGGCGAAGGCGGAUAUCUGUCUGUGACCUAAAUACUCACGUAAUCUUUGUAGAUCAACACACCGCAUUGCCUCCCAUUGAGACUUUCUUUUUCUUUAAGAAAGGCUUAUCUCUUUACAUGCAAAUUUCACAAUUAUUCAUACUUGAUCACAAAGGAGCUGAGAUAUCAACACUAAAUAUAACUUACAUUUCUGAUAAUAAUCCGUCUAGAUAGUGAAAGCAUUCAACCUUUCAGGUGGUGAUGAGUCUACCUCAUGCAGGUGAGACAACAAGGAAGUGGUGUUGUCAAAGCACAUUUUAGGUGUGCUCAGGCAUCAGCUUCCCACACAUGAAUCUUUUUGAACUACAAAAAAGAGAUAACAGCAGAGUUUCCCCGUCUUUUGUGUUCUGUCUGAUGAGAGUUUCAUCUCACAGUAGGUGGUAGGACUAGAUCAGCACAAGAACAUAUUCAUAUUUUCAAAGUUACUGACAAAAAAAAAUGAUGCAACUGCCUUUUGGUGCUUUCAGUUUGAGUACAUUAAAAUUACUAAAAUAAGCCAAUUAAAAAAUAUAUUUAUAUAUUUAUUUGAUCAUGAGUGUUGCUCCUAUCAUCUGUUGAUCGAUUUUAAAGUCGUUCCCAGUGUUUUUUUUUUUAAAUUUAGUUUACUAGGACAGUUUCUGCAGAGAAGCAAGAGUUCAACUCUGCCUUUGAGUCGUGGGUGGGACCAUUGCAGCGGAGUUCCCACCAUCCCUUUGUUUACACCCUCCUGCUAGCUUACAGCCCCUCACAACCCCAACCUAACAUUAGCAAUACAACAGAAAUGCUGAGCAACAGUGGAGCUGUUCAGCCGUACAAUUUUGAACUACUCAGAUGAAAAAAUGAGGAGAUACAUGGAUCUAUUUGUCUACAAGUGGAUGUAUCAGAAUGGAGUAGAACAUACAGGCUUAUAUUGGCCUUUAUCAAACUGUCUUUUUUUUGUCUGCUCCUGAUUCAUAAGGAUUUGAGUAAAAAAACUCAUAAAUGCCACUUUAAUCGUAAAUUUCUUCAUAUGUGUCUUCCAAAAAUGCCAGAAUAACAUGUUAAAAACACCAAAAAAACACAAUUUUCAUUGGGGGGAGUCUUAAAACUUCUGAAGUAGCCAAAAGUACUUCCUCACUGCUGUUGACGUGCAAAUUAACAUCAAAGUACACGAGUCUAUCGUCAGUGUGAAGUUAUGCAAUUUUGACCAAAAAAAACAAAAACAAAAA